AUGGAUAGUGAUAAUCUCUCAGCGGAUAGUUCGUCAAUGGAUGAUGAGAGCAAUGAAGGAGAGGUAAACUCUGAGUUAGGGUCAAGUUCUAGUGGUUCUGACUUUGAGCAUGAGGCGUAUUCAAUCGUCGUGCUUAUUCGAAUUAUGUGUGAUGAAAUGGGCAUUAAUCUUAGAAUGCCCCAACACAAUAUUGGUUUACGUGGCCAUCAAUAUAUUUACGAAAUACUACAUGGUAACCCCAUAAAUUGUAAAGAGUUGUUUCGAUUAGAGGUGGACACAUUUUGGGCAUUAUGCUCGACCUUGCGUGGAGAAGGAUUUUUAAUGGAUUCCAGACGUGAGGUCAGUGUAGAGGAAGCAGUAGCCAUCUUUUGUAUUUUGGUGGGACAUGCACAAGGGCAACGUAUGGUGGCGGACAGGUUUCAACAUAGCAGUGAAACCAUUAAUCGUCAUGUGCGUACAGUCAUGAAUGCGCUAUGUGAGCUUGGGAGGCAUAUUAUUAGGCCAACGCACACAGACGAACCUCAUCCCUAUAUUGCGGGCAACCCUCGGAAUAUGCCAUGGUUUGAGGGAUGCAUUGGGGCGAUAGACGGAACGAUGAUCGAUGCGAUCGUACCGACUGAGGUACGUGAGGCAUACAGAAAUCGGAAAGGACGAGUUGCACAAAAUGUGUUAUGUGCAUGUGAUUUCGACAUGAAGUUCACAUUUGUGUACACAGGAUGGGAGGGUACAGCUCAUGAUGCACGUGUCUUAAUUAAUGCGAUGACUCAGUCAAACAUCAAUUUCCCAACUCCGCCCCCUGGUCGCUAUUAUCUUGUGGAUUCGGCAUUUGCACUUUCUCUUGGAUAUAUGCCACCAUACCCAAGAGAACGAUAUCAUAGAAGCGAUCGGCAUAAUCAGCGUACAUUCACUAGCUAUCGAGAUUAUUUUAAUUUUCGUCAUUCGUCAUUGCGGAAUGUUAUUGAGCGCACCUUUGGUGUGAUGAAAGAACGCUUUAGAAUUUUAAGUUUAAUGCCUUCUUACUCAGUUGGGAGGCAAGGGAAGAUCAUAAACGCAUGUUGUGCACUACAUAAUUUUAUUAGAAUUACAACACCAAAUGACUGGUUGUUUGCGGACGCACAUAGCAUGCGGAUCUGCCUUAACCAGUCAUCUGGCCCGACUGACGCUGCAUCAUCAUCUCACCAAGCAAACAUGACAAGUGCAUCAGCCCAAGCAAUGGGUACAAUACGAGAUAAUAUUGCACUAUCAAUGUGGGCAGCUAUGGGUGAGAAUUGA
Messenger RNA from Carya illinoinensis, 1272 nucleotides. Its product is annotated as putative nuclease HARBI1. Lineage: Eukaryota; Viridiplantae; Streptophyta; Magnoliopsida; Fagales; Juglandaceae. The record is from RefSeq and is a predicted model, not a curated record. The transcript is spliced from 3 exons. The coding region runs from base 1 to 1272 and encodes 423 amino acids.